GGGCUUUUGAUGAAGGGACGGCGGUGGGAAAGAUGGCGACGACUCUGGCACCCUCGGGGUGGUGGCGACGGUGGCGGUGGUUUUUGUCCGCUCAAGAUGGGUCCAGGAUGUUGUUCCUUCUCUUUUUGUUGGGAUCUUGGCAGGGGCCACGGCAAGUCGGGGCGGGUCAGACGUUCGAGUACUUGAAACGGGAGCACUCGCUAUCGAAGCCCUACCAGGGUGUGGGCACAGGAAGUUCCUCACUGUGGAAUUUGAUGGGCAACGCCAUGGUGAUGACCCAGUAUGUCCGCCUUACCCCAGAUAUGCAAAGUAAACAGGGUGCCCUGUGGAACCGGGUGCCGUGUUUCCUGAGAGACUGGGAACUGCAGGUGCACUUCCGAAUCCAUGGACAAGGGAAGAAGAAUCUGCACGGGGACGGCUUGGCAAUCUGGUACACAAAGGAUCGGAUGCAGUCAGGGCCUGUGUUUGGAAACAUGGACAAAUUUGUGGGGCUGGGAGUAUUUGUAGACACCUACCCCAAUGAGGAGAAGCAGCAAGAGGCCCAGAAGAGGCGAUAUUCUCCAGGAGUCCAGCGGGUGUUCCCCUACAUCUCAGCCAUGGUGAACAAUGGCUCCCUCAGCUAUGAUCAUGAGCGAGAUGGACGGCCCACAGAGCUAGGCGGCUGUACGGCCAUCGUCCGCAACCUCCAUUAUGACACCUUCCUUGUGAUCCGCUAUGUGAAGAGGCAUUUGACGGUAAUGAUGGACAUUGAUGGCAAGCACGAGUGGAGGGACUGCAUCGAGGUGCCCGGGGUCCGCCUGCCCCGUGGCUACUACUUUGGCACCUCCUCCCUCACUGGAGACCUCUCAGACAACCAUGACAUCAUCUCCCUGAAACUGUUCGAGCUGACAGUGGAUAGGACCCCAGAAGAGGAGAAGCUGCAUCGAGACGUGUUCUUGCCCUCGGUGGACAACAUGAAGCUGCCUGAGAUGACAGCCCCUCUGGCACCCCUGAGUGGCCUGGCCCUCUUCCUCAUCGUCUUCUUCUCUCUGGUGUUUUCCGUAUUUGCCAUUGUCAUUGGGAUCAUACUCUAUAACAAGUGGCAGGAAAAGAGCCGGAAGCGUUUCUACUGAGCCCUCCUGCCGCCACCUCUGUGGCUGUCACCAUGGGGUGUGGGAGGGGCAGGUGCUGGCCUGCGCGCAGCCCGGCAGUCUCCUCCAGUCUCCAGCCUCUGGUCAGGGGCUCUGUUGUCACUGGAGCUUUGAAUGCAAGGACACUGCGUUCCCGUGGUCACCCGUGGGCCCCUCUGGCUCUGGUUCAGGACGCACACCCACCCAGGGCCACGUGGCGGUGAUGUGCCUUUCCCUGAGGCAGUCUCUGCUGUCACGACGCCCAGAUCAUAGAACAGAACUUCAGAGGCGGCUGCCUUGGCGUUGGACUCGGGACCCUCAUGCUUCACAUUGAAAUCUGCAGAGAAUGGAAAACUCCUCACACCUUCCCGCCAUCCAGUCAUUGGAGUUUGCUCUUUGAGCCUCUGUCCACCUGAGGAGCUCUCCUUGGCACUCUGGAUGGAAACUCUUCCCGCCUCACCUCCUCCCCUCUGUUCAAUGUCCUUCCAAGUCCAGGCUCAGCUGGAGAAGACAGCCGAUGGCUGCCUGUCGGGGCUACAGAACAGGCGGUUUCCCUGGCCCUCACUGCGUGGCCAGAGGAAAGGGCUGGCUGCUCUGGCUCCCUGUGCGAGCCUUUGUCUGUCAGCGUGCUUCUAGGUUCUGUUGGCGUGUUCGUGACCUUCCCAGUAAGGUCCCUUUACGCCCUCAGUCACGUUUGGCUGGAAGCUGGUGUGCAAGUUAAGAAGCUUGGAAGAUUUCAUGGAGGCCGUGGGAUUAACUGUGACACUGGCCAGGUCUUGACCCAGAAAGCAACGUUUGCUGUGUGAUCUGACCACAUGGAGACGUUUCUGGAUCAUCUGGAAUCCCUUAGCUGCAUGUUUUGUGUCUGUCAUGGUCUUUGGAAUCCUGCGUUGAGUGUUCAAAAUGCAAGGACGCUUUCUUCCAGCCUCGGUCUGGGCACUGCCCGGGAGGAGAUCUGGCUUCUCUUCCUAAUGGAUAAGAGAGCUGCUGUUCUCAGGUCACUCGUCGGGGGCGAUAGACCGUGGUCCCGUGACUGGGAGAGACUGUUGUCACUGAGCACCGGGGCCUGCGUGUCACCCUCCAGGCCCGCCCUUAUGCCACUGCCUUACUUGACAAGGGGUCCAUGCUGCUCACCUGGCUGCCCCGUGAUGAAACCGGCAGGGGGCCAGAGUCUCCCUGAGGGCCUGCUCUGAGCUCCCCCGCCAAGCGCUUGUGUAGCCUGAGGGAGAUUUGUAAAUGACUGAUGGAAACCAA
Rhinolophus ferrumequinum (greater horseshoe bat) is the source of this 2363-nucleotide messenger RNA. It is a transcript of the gene LMAN2L, whose product is annotated as lectin, mannose binding 2 like. NCBI's taxonomy places the organism in Eukaryota, Metazoa, Chordata, Mammalia, Chiroptera, Rhinolophidae. The transcript is spliced from 9 exons. The record is from RefSeq and is a predicted model, not a curated record. Gene Ontology annotation, biological process: Golgi organization; endoplasmic reticulum organization; endoplasmic reticulum to Golgi vesicle-mediated transport. Gene Ontology annotation, cellular component: COPII-coated ER to Golgi transport vesicle; endoplasmic reticulum membrane; Golgi membrane. The coding region runs from base 33 to 1112 and encodes 359 amino acids. Gene Ontology annotation, molecular function: D-mannose binding.